This is a messenger RNA of Naumovozyma castellii, 1512 nucleotides long. RefSeq names its product Npl6p (gene NPL6). NCBI's taxonomy places the organism in Eukaryota, Fungi, Ascomycota, Saccharomycetes, Saccharomycetales, Saccharomycetaceae. The transcript has a single exon. The record is from RefSeq and is a predicted model, not a curated record. Bases 1 to 1512 code for a protein of 503 amino acids.
AUGCUUGGCCAUCACGAGGAGGCGGUUACACCAACGGACUCUGUUGACAGUACGACUGGAAACCAGGAUGGUGACGUUGAAAUGGAAAACACCCCAUCAAUUGAAACAGAAACAAAAGCAGUAAAUGACAAUGAAGAGCCUAUUUCAGGAGCAGACGGGGCAUCUGGUAAGAUAUCCCCAGGGCACAGAUCACGUUCUAGGUCUGCUAGACCAAAUUACAAAAUUGAUACUGACGGACUGGAUAUUCUCGAUGAUACUGAUGCAGCAGAUCCAGACGUGGACUACGAUGACCCUGAUAACAAGGAUGACGAUUACAAGGAAUACGAGGAUGAAGAGGAUAAGAUAACAACAAACCCCAGAAAGAGAAGACAUGUUGAUGAAGAUGAUGAUGAGGAAAAUGUUGUUGAUGAAGGCGAUGAAAGUAAUUUAGGUGAGGACGAUGAACAUGAAGAACCUAAGCAAUCUCGAAGUAAUUCUAUUCAUUCCAGUAAACCUCCCCAUAAUAAGAAACUUCAUGUUACUACAAGUGUUCCAGUUGAUGAAGAUGGUAAACCUUUAGCACCUGUUAACGAAGAAUAUCCUUUACCGCUUGAUGCUGAAGGUGAAACAAAGAUAACUGAAGACGGUGAUUUAUUAGGCGGUAGGGAAUUUUUAAUUCGUACAUUUACGUUGUCAGAUAAGGGGAACCGUAAAUUUAUGCUUUCCACAGAAUGUGCUAGAGCUGUCGGGUAUAGAGACUCGUAUCUCUUCUUUCAAUACAAUAAGAAUAUUUUCAAGUUUGUUCUAUCACAGCUACAAAAGAAUGAUUUGAUAGAAAGAGGAAUAUUACCAUAUUCCUAUAGAAGUAGGCAAAUUGCGUUAGUGACAGCCAAAGGUAUAUUUAAAGUUUUUGGUGCCAAAAUCAUACGAAAUGGUAAAAACAUUACUGAUGAUUAUUAUGCAAUAAGCUUACGUGAAGAAGGGAAGGUUGUUGAGGGAACAUAUGCCAGGGAACCUGAAGUAUACAAGAAGUCUUCCACUAGAGGAAGAGAGGGAAUAGAAUUACAGGAAAUCGAUGCUGUGGUGAAUCCAGCUAAAAACGCUGUUGAAUUUUUUGAAAAGAGGGGGCAUGGUCAUAUGAAUGCAACCAAUAUAAUUGCUACGGGAAGUCAAUUAAGUGCCACAAAUUGGCUAUAUCAACAUGCAGCGGCAAGUAGUAGGUUCAACAGUGAUAUGUAUUAUGAUAGAGUUCGUCUAUUAUUGAUCGAAAGGCAAGGGUUAAGAGACCCAUAUACCAACGUAUUACAUUUACCAGAAUCCACCCAAUCUUCUAAGAUUGUGGGCUGGUACAAGAAGGAAGGUAAACCCACUGAAGGAAAUAUAGUCUAUGAAACUGUUAUUGAAGAUGUAGACUUAACGAAGCCUGUUACUGGACUUUCGAGUCUAUCCAAUGAAAUCUUUGAUGGAAUAGUAGACGAUGAUGUCAAAAGAGCCAUUAUAGAGCAACAAGAAUUUGAGAAAAAUUUGAAAUAA